Messenger RNA from Pelagomonas calceolata, 949 nucleotides. The record is from the annotation of a GenBank genome assembly. Lineage: Eukaryota; Pelagophyceae; Pelagomonadales; Pelagomonadaceae.
CAGAGCAAGCUGGGCCGCAGCGUCGUGACGCAGCAACGAGACUGCUAGAACUGUGCAAAAGUAGCAUUUUUGCACCAGCGAACUGCCACGGCAGCUCCUAGCUCAAGACCUGCUGUGAACAGGGCAGGCAGCAGCAUGGCACUCGCAAGCAUAGUGCUGCUCGCAGCCGCCGCCCAAGCGAUGCGACCAGUCACGCGCCGCGCCCUCGCCACGGCACCGGCCGCGCUCACACUGCCAGCAAAAGCAACAUUUAUAGAACGACGGGGCUCGCCCCAGUUCAUCGAACGCGAGCUCCAAUUACCAACGUUAAAACGAACCAUGACCCUCACCCAGGCCUUCGGGGCGGCGCGCGGCGCGGCCAAGGACGCGCCGGACGCCGGGGACCGGACGGGCACGUACGGCUGGCCCGGUGGUGAUUCCUUGGCGUACUACCUCGCGCGGCAUCCCGAAAUUGUGAAAAAGAAACGUAUUCUGGAGCUGGGCUGCGGCACGGGCGCCGUCGGCAUUGUCUGUAGUUGGUUGGGUGCUACGAAAGUGCUGCUGACCGACGGCUCACCGAUAGUCCUGGAGACGACUUCUAGGAACCUCAAGGCGAACCGCGCCUCCAGAGCGUCCCUCCAACGACUAAGGUGGGGCUACGACGACGAUUUAGCGAAGGCACAGGCCGGGACCUGGGAUUUGGUCGUGGCCGCGGAGGUCGCUUACCAGCGCGAGACGUUACCCGCAUUUUUAGCUACCGUAUCGACACUACUGGCAGAGGACGGCCGGGCGUUGGUCGUCAUGACGCCGGAGCUGGCCGACAACGGCCGCGGUUUAGAAGGCGUCGAGAAGUUGAUGCGGUCCGCGCCGGGCCUAGAUCUUGUUUCUGUCGAAUUGGGCGACGACGACGACGACGAGUCGCUGGGCACGGCGCGCUACACACUUAAAAGGCGUAAGACCUAGUUGAGCU